Messenger RNA from Saccoglossus kowalevskii, 1678 nucleotides. RefSeq names its product protein Cryzl2-like. Gene Ontology annotation, molecular function: oxidoreductase activity. The record is from RefSeq and is a predicted model, not a curated record. Gene Ontology annotation, cellular component: mitochondrion. NCBI's taxonomy places the organism in Eukaryota, Metazoa, Hemichordata, Enteropneusta, Harrimaniidae.
GUGAAUCUAUUAUUCCUAAGGGGUGGUUACUUUUGAACUGCACACUUUGAUCUGCGUUAUCUGUUAUAUCUAAGACUGAUGUCUGGCGGUUACAUUCGUUAUCCGACAACGAUGAAUUAUAUUGUGGUAGCAGACACAUAAUGGUUAAGUCCUGUUCUGUUGUUCAAAGUCCGACACACAUCGACCCAGUAAUUUUGCCCAUGUAAAGUAAAUGGAUCACUCAGCCGAGAAUCAAGCCACUUUUGAACGGGACACCGAAAUGGCAUUCGCCGUUUUCAGAUGUCCUCCCGAAUUACUGCUCAGACCUUUGGUCAGAAACAAUCUAUGUGUGCCACGGCCAUUAAUGAAUCUAACACACUCACAUGUGCGGACGUUAUGCAGAGCGGCAGUGUGCGAGGAAUAUAAUAAACCUUUAGUCAUCAGAAAUAUUCCCAGGGUUGAGAAACUAGGGUCGGGUUUGAUUCGAGUUGCUGUAAAGUGUGUUGGUGUCAACUUUGCUGAUAUACUGUCCUGCAAAGGACAAUAUCAAAAAAAAUUGUCUCCACCAUUUGUGCCAGGAUUGGAAAUAUCUGGUGAAGUUUCUGAGGUAGCUGAUAAUGUGACAACAUUUAAGAAGGGUGACAGAGUGUUUGGUGCUGCUAUAUCAGAUGGAUUUUCUGAAGAGGUUAUUGCUCAUCCCCAGGGUUUAUGGCAUAUCCCUGCUAAUGCUACCUUCACGCAAGCUGCCACAUUGGUGGUAUCUUAUGGUACUGCUAUGUUAGCACUGGAACAGAGAGCACAUAUCCAGCCAGGUGAGACAGUGUUAGUCACAGCUGCAGCUGGUGCUGUGGGAUUGGCAGCAGUGGAUAUUGCAAAGAAUGUUUAUAAUGCUAAAGUAAUAGGUGCAGCUGGAGGACCAGAAAAAUGUGCCUUACUGAAAAGAAAAGGAGCUGACCAUGUAAUAGAUUAUACAAAGGAAAGUAUUCGAGAAAAAGUGAAAGAAUUUACUGGUGGGAAAGGUGUGAAUAUUGCUUUUGAUAAUGUUGGAGGAACAUCAUUUACGGAAUGCCUAAAAAGCCUGGCAUGGGAUGGUCGCAUCCUAGUUGUUGGCUUUGCAGGUGGAAACAUUCCAAAAAUACCAGCUAACUUACUACUACUGAAAAAUGCCUCAGCCAUUGGAGUAUAUUGGGGAGAUCAUUUACACCAUAAUCCAGGUGCUCUGAGGAAAUCAGUCACUGAUGUCUUGGACCAUUUUGAAGAUGGAAAGAUCACACCUACAAUUUCAGAAACUUUUCCCUUAGAAAAGAUCAAUGAAGCUUUUGAAUAUAUCACAUCUCGUAAAUAGACCGGUAAAGUUGUGAUAAAUAUCCAUCAAUGAAGAAGGAAAGAAGUUGCUCUGAGAAUCAGAAUCACUUUUGAUAGAAAUGAAGUGGAUUUGAACUUAAAACAGAUAUGGCACUAAUCUUGCAUAUGGAGAAUUUUCAUUUGAAUAAGUUUUCGAGGGUUACUUGACUGAGCGAGCACUGACCUAAACUUUAAUAAAAAUAAAAUGUGCCAGUGGGUAAUUAUUGUCUGGGCAAAGAUCAUUGCAUCAUAUUCAAUGUGGGUCCCAUGCUACGUAUACAAUACGAGUAAAUUACAUUAUUUUUUUUUACAUGAAAUUUGAACAUAUAUGUGAAUAAAAUUAUAUGUGCCAAAG